Messenger RNA from Talaromyces amestolkiae, 813 nucleotides. RefSeq lists its product as uncharacterized. The coding region runs from base 1 to 813 and encodes 270 amino acids. The transcript is spliced from 3 exons. The record is from RefSeq and is a predicted model, not a curated record. Lineage: Eukaryota; Fungi; Ascomycota; Eurotiomycetes; Eurotiales; Trichocomaceae.
AUGGCUGCAGUACACUCUCAGGUUCAAGGUUCUCAGGACCCCUACCAUCGUUUACCUCCUCCACCUGCUCCUGGUCCUUACCAACGACCGCCCGACAUGUACGCUCAACCUCCACCAGGAUCCCAAGUGGUCUACCAAGCCGCCGCCCCGAGGCAGCGAACAGCUAUAGCUUGCCGUUAUUGUCGUCGUCGCAAGACAUACAGAUUCGUUGUUCCGGUUUCGAGAGCUCCCCUGAUGGACGCUGCACCAACUGUGUUCGAUUCAACCAGGAAUGCAUGUUCACACCGGUGUCCUCGCAAGCGCAAGCCUUCGUUCCCGCCCAUGCAGCCUACCCUCACUUGCUGCGUCCGCAAACCCAAGGAGGGCGCGGUCGUGGCUAUCCCGGCGAUAACGUCGUGUUAUAUGGAGCUCAUGGCCAACCUCUCCCGCCACAACAGCAAGCGAUGCCUGAGAGCACACUUCCUCCACCACAAGGUGCUUAUUAUCAAGCUCCCUAUGGCCGUCCUCCUCAUAUGGAUGAUCGAAUUCCGCCUCCUCCUAUACAGCACCAUGUGCCUCACGAUCAACGCCAGCAGGGAGGUCGACGAGGCUCAGGUGCAGGCUUCGAGUAUCCCGAGCCCAUCAACCUCGCGCCAGUCUCCACAGGCCCUCAAGCACCAGGUUUCCCUCCAGCACCCUACUAUCAUGGCCCGCCACAGGAUAGACGUCCGUCUCCACAAUCUUAUGCCUACGAUCGUCCAGGCUAUCCACCAAUGCCAGCCCAUGGAACUCCGCCUCCAAUUGCGACUCCAGGCCCUUCACGUGGAGGAUUGA